This is a messenger RNA of Paraphaeosphaeria sporulosa, 2958 nucleotides long. RefSeq lists its product as uncharacterized. Lineage: Eukaryota; Fungi; Ascomycota; Dothideomycetes; Pleosporales; Didymosphaeriaceae. The transcript is spliced from 6 exons. Gene Ontology annotation, molecular function: protein binding. The coding region runs from base 1 to 2958 and encodes 985 amino acids. The record is from RefSeq and is a predicted model, not a curated record.
AUGAAUUCCACAAUCCAAUCUCUCACUCCUGAUGUCAUGCUAGUCACACUCAAAACCACCCUCUUCCUCAACGCCUACAUGCUCAACCUGACCGCCCUCACAGGCACCCUGUCCCUCCUGUCUGACCAACGCGCCCGGGUCGUCCUCCGCGCCUGGCGCGCGGUCCAAACGACCCGGCAGCUGGUCCGCUCAAACGCUAUGGCCGUGCAGGAGGAAGGUGGUGAGGCAGAUCUUGAGCAGCUGGCGCACUGGGUGCGCUGGGCUAAAGGGGUCGUUGAGCAGGCGUGUGAGUUGAACGCGAAUGUGGACGGUAGGGAUAGCGGUGGGGUUCGUGUACCUAUGGCCAUGCGUGCUGCGAACGGUACUUUUGCAAUUCACCCCACGCUGCUUGCUGAGCAGGAGGAGCAGGACGCGGUGAUGGUCUGGCUCGAGGGCGUGGAGGCUGCGAAGGUUGACACGACACAGGCGGAGCAAGUAGGGAGAGAGAUUGAUAUAUUUCAGGUGAUUGAGGAGGACUCCGAGAGCAUUUUCUCCUUCUCAACACAGCCUGGCCUCUUAGCCUCCGUGACGAAGGUGCAAGGUGGCGGGCUGCUGCCCGAGCAACGCGAGGCGCUUGAGGCACUGUGGAAUGAGGUGCGGGCCGCGUCUGCAAAGCCUGCAAUGCCUGCGGACGAGAUGUGUCUAAGGACCCGUCAGGCGAAGGCGACGGGAAUGCAGAUGGUCCUGCUCGGUAGGAAACUGAUCGACGCCUGCAUCGGCAUCGCUAAUACGAUCAUCGACAUCGGGCGUGCCGUGCAUGAUGCUCAAGGAUUACCACCAAAGCUUCGAGAGCUGCUCGAGAAGCUACCAGCGAUCCAAGAACUGUUAGAGAGUGCGCAGGAGAGCUGCGAGGAAGGGAGGAUCACGGAUGAUGCCAGCAAGAGCGCACAGCCGAUCUUGAAACAAUGCGCGGAGGCUCUAGCUGAACUAAGAGACAUAUUCAGGAAAGCCUGUCCAAAGGAUGGGGAGAAUCGUACCAAGCGCAUCUGGAGAGGCGCAAAGACUGUCUUCUUUGGCCGAGACAACCAGGUACAGAAGCUUCUCGUGACUAUUCAAGACGACUUGAGACUGUUGGAGCAGAAGGAGGUCUAUGUUAUUGGCGACAAGCUGGACGCACUGCAGCAAGUUACGCAAGGACUAGCGGAUAAUGAAGACGGCAAGUAUACACACACUGGAGCGGGCAACAUUAUUGCCAAUGAAGGCGGCAGUCCUACGAAUUACGUAGUUGGUGGAAGCAACAACCGGCAGAUCAACAAUCCUGGGGUAUAUAAUGAGGGCCCUUCAACUAGACCAGAGGCCCCGCCGGCCCCUUUCUGCGCCAUCCCCUUCCGCCGCGACCCGGACUUUGUCGACCGCGGAACGCUGCUCGACCAGGUACGCGAGAAAUGCGCUGCCCCGGCAUCGUGCAUAGCGCUGGUGGGCCUGGGCGGCGUGGGAAAGUCGCAGCUCGCCAUCGAACACUGCUACCAAACCGCAGAUGCAUCUCCAGAGACGUGGGUGUUCUGGGUGCACGCGGGCACACGAGCAAGGUUCGAGCAGGGAUACCGCCGGAUCGCCGAGGCGACCAAGAUGGACGGCUGGGACGACCCCAAGGCGGACGUCCUGCGGCUGGUGCGCAGCUGGCUGUGUGACAAAUCGAACGGGCGGUGGGUGAUGGUGGUGGACAACGCCGACGAUGCGAGCGUCUUUUUCCAGAACCCGUUGCAAAGCCACGCGACAGGCAGCUUCGAUCAGUCAACAGAGCUGCUUUCAGACUUCCUGCCACAAUCACCGAACGGAUCGAUUCUUGUUACCUCCCGGAGCCGAGACGAUGCGUACAGACUUACGGGCACCUAUUCUAGCGUUAUCGAGGUCAAGCCAAUGGACAAGGACGAUGCGCUAGCCCUUCUCAAGAAGAAGCUCGGGAUUAUCGCCAACGAAGACGAAGCCGUGGAACUGAUAGAUGCCCUCGACUUUAUGCCCCUCGCGCUGACGCAGGCGGCGGCUUUCAUCAGACAGGGGGCGACGCGCAUGAGCGUGCCGAGAUAUGUAGAAAAAGUCCGCAAAAGCGAUCGUGAUCGAGCGCGGCUGUUGAUGAAGGACGUGGGAGACAGUCGCAGGGACGGAAAGGCGUCCAACUCGAUCAUUGCGACGUGGCAGAUCUCGUUCGAGCACAUCCGGACGAGGACGCCGACAGCCGCCCGGCUGCUGUCGCUAAUGAGCCUGUUCGACCCACAGGGGAUUCCCGAGUCGCUUCUUCACAAUCGAUAUAGUGAAGAAGGGGAUGGCGAGGAUGGGGAGGCUGACUUCGACGACGACAUCUGCAUGCUGACUAGCUUUUCUCUAGUCAGAAUGAGCGUGGACGGACGCGAGUUUGAGAUGCACCGGCUAGUGCAGUUCUCGACGAAGAAGUGGCUGGAGCUAUGCAGCGAGCUCGAGGUGUGGCAAUCGACGUAUGCAGCGCUCAUGGACGAUAACUACCCGGUGGGGCGGCCCGAGAACUGGGCAGUGUGCCAGGCACUGUUUCCGCACGCCCAAGCCGUGGUGAACAACCGGCCGAAGGAUGUAAAGGCGUUAGAAGCAUGGGCGUCCGUGCUCUUCAAGGCGGCGUGGUAUGCAAGCGAGAUAGGCCAGUAUAGCAAGGCGUACGAGAUGGGUUCUGCCGCGUUGCAUUUUAGGGAGACUAUCCUAGGAGAGGAGCACCCAGACACGCUCAACAGCCUGAACAGUCUUGGAAUCGUCUUAAACUGGCAAGGCCAGUAUAGUGAAGCAGAGGCAAUGCAUCAACAAGGACUAGAAGCAAAAGAGCGGGUGCUUGGGAAGGAGCAUCCUUCUACGUUUACCAGCAUGGCCAACCUGGCGUCGACGUCCUCAACAUCCCUUCGCAUUAUCAUUUCGGGAAGCUCUGGCAACAUGGCAGUUAGAGGCAAUGGAACUUAG